AUGCCCGUCACUCUGAAGGAGUUUGAGACGGUGUUCCCGAAGCUUGUCGAGGAUCUGAAAGAGCACUGCGAGAAAUACAAGCUUCCGCAGCAGGCGCUGGAGUGGUUUGAGCAGUCUUUGAACCACAACACUCUUGGUGGAAAGUGCAACCGCGGUCUCUCGGUCAUCGACACAACCCAGCUUCUGCUCGGCCGCAAACUCAACGAAGAUGAGUUCUUCAAGACGGCUACCCUAGGCUGGAUGAUCGAGCUGCUGCAGGCCUUCUUCCUUGUCAGUGACGACAUCAUGGACAGCAGCAAGACUCGUCGAGGCAACCCAUGUUGGUACCUCAUGCCAAAUGUGGGAAUGGUUGCCAUCAACGACGCAUUCAUGCUGGAGUCUUCUAUAUAUGUGCUGCUGCGCAAGUACUUCCGCCAAGAAAAGUACUACCUCGACGUGAUCGAGCUCUUCCACGAGGUCUCGUUCCAGACGGAGCUGGGCCAAGCGUGUGAUCUGCUCACAGCACCCGAAGAUCACGUCGAUCUGGACAACUUCAGCUUGGAGAAGUACACAUUCAUCGUCAUCUACAAGACGGCGUACUACAGCUUCUACCUGCCUGUGGCCCUCGCGAUGCACUUUGCAGGCCGCGCAUCGGAAGAGAACCUCAAGCAGGCCGAGGAUAUCCUCAUACCGAUGGGCGAGUACUUCCAGGUUCAGGAUGACUAUCUGGACAACUUUGCCGAUCCAGCGACUCUCGGCAAGAUCGGCACUGAUAUCCAAGACAACAAGUGCAGCUGGCUCGUCAACCAAGCACUCAAAAUCGCCUCACCUGCACAGCGCCAAGUGCUUGAGAAGAACUACGGUCAGAAGAACUCACAAUGCGAGGCGGAAGUGAAGAAGCUCUUCAAUGAGCUUCAGCUGGAGAAGGUGUACCAGGACUACGAAGAGAAGCGAGUUGGUGAGCUAAGACAGAAGAUUGCUAACAUCGACGAGAGCGGUGGAUUGAAGAAGGAGGUGUUUGAGGAGUUCCUGCGAAAGAUCUACAAGAGGAGCAAGUAA
Messenger RNA from Fulvia fulva, 1038 nucleotides. RefSeq names its product Farnesyl pyrophosphate synthase. Gene Ontology annotation, cellular component: cytoplasm. Gene Ontology annotation, biological process: trans, trans-farnesyl diphosphate biosynthetic process. The transcript has 2 exons. Lineage: Eukaryota; Fungi; Ascomycota; Dothideomycetes; Mycosphaerellales; Mycosphaerellaceae. The record is from RefSeq and is a predicted model, not a curated record. Bases 1 to 1038 code for a protein of 345 amino acids. Gene Ontology annotation, molecular function: dimethylallyltranstransferase activity; (2E,6E)-farnesyl diphosphate synthase activity.